Messenger RNA from Priceomyces carsonii, 912 nucleotides. RefSeq lists its product as uncharacterized. NCBI's taxonomy places the organism in Eukaryota, Fungi, Ascomycota, Pichiomycetes, Serinales, Debaryomycetaceae. Bases 1 to 912 code for a protein of 303 amino acids. Gene Ontology annotation, molecular function: NADH dehydrogenase (ubiquinone) activity. Gene Ontology annotation, biological process: electron transport coupled proton transport; ATP synthesis coupled electron transport. The record is from RefSeq and is a predicted model, not a curated record. The transcript has a single exon.
AUGAUGAUGUUAGCUAUAGGUUCUAGUGCUUAUGAUUUAGCUAUAUAUCAUUUAUAUUGUCAUGCUUUUUUCAAAGCAUUAUUAUUUAUGUCAGCAGGAUCUAUAAUACAUAGUUUUAUGUCAGAGACUCAAGAUAUGCGUAAAUAUGGAGGUUUAUUAAAUUAUUUACCUUAUAGUUAUACAACUAUGUUAAUAGCUUCAUUAUCUUUAAUGGCUAUUCCUGGUUUAACAGGUUAUUAUUCUAAAGAUAUUAUUAUAGAAUCAUUAUAUGGUACUUAUACUGUUAGUGGUUAUAUAAUGUAUUAUUUAGCUAUAUCUUCAGCAACUUUAACUGCUUUAUAUUCUAUUAGAGUUUUAUAUUUAACUUUUUAUAAUAAUCCUCGUAGUAAUAAAUAUACUUAUCAAUAUAUACAUGAAAGUACUAAUAUGGCUAUUCCUAUGACUAUAUUAGCUAUUUAUAGUAUUUUCUUAGGUUAUUAUAGAGAUAAUGUAACUUUUCAUUUAGUUAUGGGUUUACCUCAUACUAAUAGUUUUAUAGAAACUGAAUAUACUUUACCUGCUAUUAUUAAAUUAUUACCUUUAAUUUUAGGUAUAGUUUUAUCUAUAUGUUUAGUUUAUAUAUAUGAAUUUGCUUUCUCUUAUAUCUCUAAUAAAUCUCAUAUUUAUAAUUAUUUAAACCAACGUAUUUAUUAUGAUCAAUUAUUAAAUAAUAUUAUAUUAAGAUCAGUUCUUAAAUUUGGAGGUUAUUUAAAUACUUAUAUAGAUAAUGGUUUACUUAAAGUUUUAGGUAGUACUGGUAUUAGUAGAGCUCUAACUUAUUUACCUGUUCUAUUAAUUAUUAACUUAUUUUAUUUAUUCUUAGUAUCUCUAAUUACCCUGCUCAAAGAAGUUGAAACCCAGUCUAAAGCUUAG